Delphinapterus leucas (beluga whale) is the source of this 2321-nucleotide messenger RNA. RefSeq names its product DnaJ heat shock protein family (Hsp40) member B1 (gene DNAJB1). Lineage: Eukaryota; Metazoa; Chordata; Mammalia; Artiodactyla; Monodontidae. Gene Ontology annotation, biological process: negative regulation of transcription by RNA polymerase II. Gene Ontology annotation, molecular function: Hsp70 protein binding; transcription corepressor activity. The record is from RefSeq and is a predicted model, not a curated record. Gene Ontology annotation, cellular component: cytosol.
CUGGAGGGGGCUGGCGGGCUCUGGAAGCUUCCGCCGGGCGAGUAUAUAGACUCCGGGAGCGGGCGGCGGCGGAGCCGGGGGACGGCUACAGCUGCGCGGCGGGGGGCCGGGCCGUACGCGCAGGCAAUGGGCAAGGACUAUUACCAGACGCUGGGCCUGGCCCGCGGUGCGUCGGAUGAGGAGAUCAAGAGGGCCUACCGUCGCCAGGCGCUGCGUUACCACCCGGACAAGAACAAGGAGCCCGGCGCCGAGGAGAAGUUCAAGGAGAUCGCCGAGGCCUACGACGUGCUCAGCGACCCGCGCAAGCGCGAGAUCUUCGACCGCUAUGGGGAGGAAGGCCUAAAGGGCAGUGGCCCCAGUGGCGGAAGCAGCGGUGGUGCUAACGGUACCUCUUUCAGCUACACAUUCCAUGGAGACCCUCACGCCAUGUUUGCUGAGUUCUUCGGUGGCCGAAAUCCCUUUGACACCUUUUUUGGGCAGCGCAACGGGGAGGAAGGCAUGGACAUCGAUGACCCAUUCUCAGGCUUCCCUAUGGGCAUGGGUGGCUUCACCAACAUGAACUUUGGCCGCUCCCGCCCUGCCCAAGAGCCCACCCGAAAGAAGCAAGAUCCCCCUGUCACCCAUGACCUCAGGGUAUCACUUGAAGAGAUCUAUAGCGGCUGUACCAAGAAAAUGAAAAUCUCUCAUAAGCGGCUGAACCCUGAUGGAAAGAGCAUUCGCAACGAAGACAAAAUCUUGACCAUUGAAGUGAAGCGGGGGUGGAAAGAAGGGACCAAAAUCACCUUCCCCAAGGAAGGAGACCAGACCUCCAACAACAUUCCAGCCGACAUUGUCUUUGUUUUAAAGGACAAGCCACACAAUAUCUUUAAGAGAGAUGGCUCUGAUGUCAUUUACCCAGCCAGGAUCACCCUUCGGGAGGCUCUGUGUGGCUGUACAGUGAAUGUCCCAACUCUGGACGGCAGGACCAUACCUGUUGUAUUCAAAGAUGUCAUCAGGCCUGGCAUGCGGCGAAAAGUUCCUGGAGAAGGACUUCCUCUCCCCAAAAUGCCCGAGAAACGUGGAGACCUUAUUAUUGAGUUUGAAGUGAUCUUCCCCGAAAGGAUUCCCCAGACGUCAAGAACCGUUCUUGAGCAGGUUCUUCCGAUAUAGUCAACUGUGUUCCCCAAGGACUGACCAGGCACCUUUCCAGAGCUCAAGGAUUUCCAGACUGUUCCACCAGCUGUGGACCCGCGAGAGGGCGGGAGGGCCCAGGGCGGGCUUUUGUACUGCUGAAUGUUUUCCAGAGAAUAUAUUACACAAUCUUUUAAAGUCGUGCACUAGACUUAAGUGGUUUUUCGAGCGAUAGGGUGGCAGGUGGUGGGGACAGCAGGAAAAGGCAGUCCAGUCUGCCCCGCUGGGUCCUGCCACCCUCCGGGAUGGGCCCACACCCUCCUCCCCCAGGCCCUGCCCAGGGGGAGAGGCAGACCCAGAGCUGGACUUGAUCCCUCUGUAGUCCCUUUGCUUGCAGAUGUUAGACGUGGUAUGGACCUGCCUUCUUGGUUACCAGGUCCUGUACACUCCUCAGUUUCUGUUGUGUAACCAGUUCAUGUUUUAUCCUGUAUUUGUCUCCCACGUCUUACUCUUCCCCUGAAGAAUCCCGUCUUUUCUCUUGCCAUCUCAAAUUGAGAACCUAGACUAUUUUUGCCGAACUGCCUGGCCGGCUCCCACAAGCAAUACCUCUCUCUCGUUCCAGCAAGACCAAGGGAGCCGGCCUCCAGUGAGCGAGUAACUUGUGCAGCUGCCUCUCCCUCGAGCGUCUGGGGUCCUGGCCGGAGCAGGGGGUCCUCUCAACCCCUGGCUCCAAGGCUGGGUGCGCUCACUUUCCUUUUCUGUAAGGCAAUCUUUUGGCACACCUGGGAUUUACCAGUGGCCCAGGUAAUUUUUCAUUUAAUGGACUCUGGACUCUCAAAAGGACCUGAUCCUUUUGCAUUUUGCACAGCCCCAGGUAUAAUCCCUUUUGAUAAAAGGGCCUUUGCUUCUGAUUACAGGAGCACCGUGGAACGUCUGUAAAUGUGUCUUUAUGAUUCCGUGUAAAGUUGGUGUGCACGCAAAUGAAACCAGUCCACGGCAGCUGCUGCUCUCUGUAAGGGGCCCUGACGGAAUUCGGAAGGAGCCUGGUGGGGGCGGGGGGAGGCAUGUAGGAACAAGUAUCUGUUCCUUGCAGGCCAGUCUGGUGCUCAGACCUUUCGACUCAUUGUAAGUUGCCACUGCCAACACAAGACCAAAGUGUGUGACUUGUCAAUGUGCAGUGUGACAGCAUUAAAGACUGAUGCUAAACCUCA